This is a messenger RNA of Rubroshorea leprosula, 560 nucleotides long. The record is from the annotation of a GenBank genome assembly. Lineage: Eukaryota; Viridiplantae; Streptophyta; Magnoliopsida; Malvales; Dipterocarpaceae.
AUGGCAGAGGAAAUAAAGGCCAACAAACAGAGUUAACUGAGAAGUGAUGCAUGAUUGAGGACUUGUCAAAAGCCAUGCAAGCUUUACACCAACACUGCAAUGGGAACCAAUGGGAGCCCAUAUGGAGGAACUGGAGGUGACCAUGACCCUGCAGACAUACUGGAAGGUAGUCUGGAGGAUCAGACUGUGGAUGGAAGGGAUGAAAACCCUUUCCAUGAUGCUGGAGCUGCAAACCAAGCAGGAAGAGGUGGAUUGGAAGAGAGGUUGACCCAUGCCCUUGAUAUGAAUGGUGUUAGAAUUAAUAAAGAAGAUGAAGAUUUUCAUGGAAAGAUGUAUGCAGAAGAUCUAGAUUGAGAAGCUGACCAGGAGAAUAAUUGUGACAUGUUAGAACCAGUUUGCGAUGGUUACUGUGUGAAGAUGAAGAAGUGGAUGUUCUUCUUCAAAUUGAAUCUUUGAUGAUUAGGAGAGUGGUGACAACAACUAAGGAAGGACAAGAUUGGAGGAUGCAUAACACCUUGCAUUCUUUAAGAGAAGAUGAUCAAGAAAAAGAAUCACUAGCU